Hyaloscypha bicolor E is the source of this 1401-nucleotide messenger RNA. RefSeq lists its product as uncharacterized. The record is from RefSeq and is a predicted model, not a curated record. NCBI's taxonomy places the organism in Eukaryota, Fungi, Ascomycota, Leotiomycetes, Helotiales, Hyaloscyphaceae. The coding region runs from base 1 to 1401 and encodes 466 amino acids. The transcript has a single exon.
AUGGAGACAUCGUCGAUUUUCCAAAGUACGCCUGGCAGAGGCCGGUCAAGAUUCUCGAAGAUGUUGCCACAACGCCCUGAAGAGAAAUCACUGAGCAUGGAAAAGAAGACGGGUCCAUCAUUGUUACAGUCAGCUCUUCCUCCACUGCCAGAGGGGGAGGCCAAGAAGCCCAUAUCGAUACCUCGUCGGCCCGUUGGAUCCCAAUCCAGCCAUGCGAAAGCUCCUUCGAUAGCGAGUGUCUCUUCAGUCUACUCUGACAGUCCAGGGCUGUCGAGGAGUUUGUCAAAUGGCAGUAGUCACAACACACUCGAUUCACUGACUGGUGUUGACUCAACACCACCUUUACCUUCAAAAGGCAAUCAAAGAAGUCACACCAUGCCAUCGAGCCCCACCAUUCUGUCUAGUCCUAUAUCAAGCCUACGCUCCUCGCCAUCACGACCCGAAAUUUGGAAACGUCGAUCUGUGAGGAGUGAAAAGAGCCUCAGUUUUCCGGAGUUAAAGUUGGACAGGAGCAACGGAUCUACCGCGAGCCCACCAAGAAGGCAGGAGCAACCAGCACGAGCUCAAAUACCACGAAGCCUUGCCGGUCGAAAGCCAAUUCCUGCUCGUCCUGCACCGCCGCAACCAGACUUGAUGGGAAACAAGCUGGCAAAGCUGAAGAACAAGAAUCUGGGAGGGUCAUCCGAAGAGACCAGCAGCGAUGAAGCCCCGAAUCCAUACACUUCCUUCAAGCGGCUGCCGACUCCAGAAUAUCUAAAGACGGACAAUACACAGCCUUUGACACCGCAGGUCGUGUCUCCAGUAUCGCCAGUCACUCCUCCCGGAGAACAAGCCCCCGAAGUCCCUCUGAAAUCAGACGCAAGACCAAAUGUCGCGUCCGUCCUCCUGGAAUCUACGAACCGACCGAACCUUCUCUCUACACACUCUCGAGAACCCAGUGAGACCCUCACAAUCACCUCCGAACCUCCUGUCAUGAGAUCACCGCAACCGAAGAAAGCUUUCGCAGCGAAAAUCCUCACUCCACAGCCAUCACCAGACAAAGCUUCACCACUCUCUCCACCUUCUCCCCUAUCUCCCCCAGCGGGGCUUGGCAUAAAUUUCCCUACAUUACCGGCGUGUGCUGGGAAAGGGACUGUCAUGCCGGGGCUGCCACUGAGUACUCUACAUUUCGACUGCUACCAGUCACACAAGUUUAUGAAGAGCUCGAGGAAUACGUUGUGCCCGAUAGCGUGCAUGAUCUGCCAGAAAAAGGAUGCGGAGAUGAGGUGGAAGUGCACGUGGUGUUGUCUAAGUGCUUGUGGGUCUUGUAUGCAGAUGCUAUCUUCGAUACCAGGGAAGGAUUUAAGAGUUUGUCUGGGACGAAUUGGGAAAUUAGAAAAAGAGCUGGCUCCAGGGCAAUAG